Drosophila rhopaloa is the source of this 1713-nucleotide messenger RNA. RefSeq names its product golgin-84 (gene Golgin84). Gene Ontology annotation, cellular component: Golgi cisterna; Golgi membrane. Gene Ontology annotation, biological process: Golgi organization; retrograde transport, vesicle recycling within Golgi. Lineage: Eukaryota; Metazoa; Arthropoda; Insecta; Diptera; Drosophilidae. The record is from RefSeq and is a predicted model, not a curated record.
GGUAGUCAAUGGUGAACUGGUCACACAGUCAGACAUUGUUUACGUGUUGUGCUCGCAGAGAUUUGUAAUAUUAGGAAAACAUGUCAUCCUGGAUCACAGGACUGGCGGACAAGGCCGAAAACAUUCUGAACAAGCUCGACCAGAAUGCGGCGACGGCCCUGCAGACGGACAAUCCCACCGGAUCGGCGGAUCCCAUGCGCAGGAGCAUGACCAGCAGCACCCAAUCCCUGUCCCUGAAGUCCACUCUGUCGCCAGCGAGGCGUUCGGGCGCCACUAGCUCAUCCAGUGUGAAGAGCGAGGGAGGGGGCUCCGUGGUGAACAAGGAGAUGCGCCAGAAGAUGACCAGUUUCUCCCACAAUCCGGAGAUCUCAGGCAGCUCCCUGGACACCACAGAACUGGCGGCCUUCAAGAUCGCCCUAAAUGAGAUCACAGCCGAAAGGGAUGAGCUGCGUCUCCGUCUGGAUGAAGUAAACAACGAAACUGAGAAGUUCAAUUUGCAUCAGCACAGCCAGAUGCUGGAAGUUCUGGUCAAAACUCUGUCCGAGGAGCGGGACAAGGCGGUUCACGACCACAACGAGGCCCAAAGUGCCAACAUGGCGUACGUGCACUCCAUCUCCGAGCUGGAAACCAAUCUGGCCAAGCUGCAGCAGGAGUACAUGAGUGCCGCCCACAAACUGCAGAUGCAAACCAAAGAAACCGAUCAGCAGCGCCAGGAACUGCAGGAGUAUCGCAUCAAGGCUCAGAGAGCUCUGCAGGCCAAAGAUGCCCUCAUCGCAGAGCUAAAGGCGAAGCCCACGGAGGAGGGCUCGGAUGCCAACCUAGUGGCCAAGGACAGCGAGACGCGAUUCCUGCAGAUCGAACAUGAAUCACUGAAACAAGAACUAGAGCACAUCAACGAGGAAUUGCAGAAGGCUCGCCUGCAGCUAGAGGAUAACCUUUCCCAGGAGAGACAACCCCAGGUGGAGCUGAGCUCCGCCCGCCAACGGGAGGAAUCGCUGGCCAAGGAGUUGCGACAGGCACGAGAACACACUGUGGCCUCCGAGUCCGAUCAAAGAAUGCUCACCCAGGAACUGGCCUCCCUCCGGCAGCAACUCAGCAACCAGAUGGCCGCUUCCGCCACUCGACUCCAAGAGCGAGAACAGCAGCUCCAGCAGAUGCGUCAGCGACUCAGCGAGGAGGCCAAUACGGGAGCCAAAAACGAUUACGAGACUCGUCUAAAGGCUCUAACCCAGUCCCUUGUGGAACGGCAGGGUCUCCUGGAGCGAGUGACGAGUGAGAGGAAUGCGCUGAGAUUGCAGCACGAGAAGGCGCAGUCGCAGCUGCAGCAGAACAUGCACUUGGUGGAGAUGGAAAGUCAGAGGGGCAGUUCUCGCACUUCCUUGCUUAACAGCACAGAUGAUGUUAAAGCCCAGUUUCCGCGGCUCAUGCACCCAAGUCCUUUCGACAAUCGUGUGGCCCGUCGUUUCAAGCGAGCCCUUCGCCAGGCGGACACCAUGGGCAUCCGAGUGGGAACCUUCCUGCGCCGCUAUCCCAUGAUGCGGGUUUCUGUGAUCGUCUACGUGGCCCUACUCCAUCUCUGGGUCAUGUUCGUGCUGCUCUCUACCACGCCAAACUAAUCAAAUCGAAUCCAUUUAGUUGAGCAAUUGUUUUAUUUUUAAAUAUUGUAUGUAUUAUAUUUUACACGCCAAAAUUGGAUAUCUAGGAGUACGAGUA